UAUUGUUCUGCGAAAAGAAGAGAUACUCGGUUAUCUUUUCAUUGCAAUUCCAUUCUAGAAAGUCUUUGGAUAUAGAACACCGACAACUGUCAAAUAUCCAAGUGGGAAAAGCAUGGAUAAGAGCCUGAGAAUGAAUGAUAUGUUGCAAGCUCAAAAGUACUGAUGAUUUCAUGUGUUACAGUAAGAAUUCUAAAAAUGUCAAAGGACGUAGAAAUUAUCAAAAAGAAAAUGUAUGUAUGUGGCUAUAUAGAUAACCAGCAGUGUUCUAGAAAAGACUUCAUGGGUUAGAUCAUAUAGAGCGAUUUAAUCUAUAAGGAGAGGGUAUAAGCAAGAGAGGCGGUUGAUUUGCAGGUCUACAUGAUAAAGAGGCUCCUCAAGUUUUAUAACAGUGAAGUGUAUGGUUAUCAAGUAGGCUUGCAAUCCUGUUCUAAUGGCAGAGUUUGAUAAUUUGGUAGCUAUUGUAGUUGUCCUCCUUGGAUUGCUCACUGUUCUUUAUAUGGUGAUAAAGUUGAAGUACCCCAUCUGCAAUAGUUCCAGGAAGACAAAGAUGAAUCUGCCUCCUGGCAAUAUGGGUUGGCCAUUCUUGGGUCAAACUGUAGAAUACCUGAAGCCUCAUUUAGCUACCACACCAGGAAGAUUCAUGGAAGAGAACUGCUCUAGGCAUGGAAAGAUAUUCAGGUCUCAUCUUUUUGGGCACCCUACAGUGGUGUCUGCAGAUCCUGAGCUGAACAAGUUUAUACUGCAGAAUGAAGGAAGACUGUUUGAAUGCAGCUAUCCAAGUACUAUUGGGGGCAUUCUAGGCAAAUGGUCUAUGCUAGUUCUUGUUGGGGAAAUGCACAAACAUAUGAGAAGUAUAGCCCUUAAUUUCAUGAGCAAUAGUAUGCUGAGGAGCAGGCUGCUUGAUGAUAUAGAGAUGCAGACUCUGCUCACUCUCAAGUCAUGGGAAAAGAUGGAGCAGCCUCUCUCUGUGCAAUCUGAGACCAAAAAGUUUACUUUCAAUCUGAUGGCAAAACAAAUAUUGAGCUUCAACAGUGGGGAGCCUGAGACAGAUGAUUUGAUGAAGGAAUAUUUCACCUUUAUGAAGGGAGUUAUCUCUGCACCCAUAAAUUUUCCAGGGACAAGUUACAGGAGAGCUCUAAAGUCUAGAUCUAAAAUACUGGAAGGAGUGAAAAAGAUAAUGGAGGAGAGAAAGAAAAGAGUAGAUAUACAUUAUGAUGAUCUUCUCAGCAAUGUUAUGAAGGAUGGAAGGCUUUCAACUGAGCAGAUAUUGGAUCUCAUUCUUAAUAUUCUCUUUGCUGGUCAUGAAACUUCAGCAGUUGCCUUAACUCUGUGUCUUUAUUUUCUUCUCAAGUUCCCUUUGGUAAUUGACUCUCUCAGGUCAGAACAUUUAGAUAUAGCUAGAAGAAAACAACAACAGGAGCCAAAAGAUCUGAGAUUAAACUGGGAUGAUUAUAAAAGGAUGGAGUUUACACAUAAUGUUAUCAAUGAGACAUUGAGGCUUGGGAACGUAGUACGCUUUGUCCAUAGAAAAGCAUUGAGAGAUGUUAAUUUCAAAGGUUAUGAUAUUCCUGCUGGAUGGAAAGUUUUACCAGUUUUCGCAGCCGUGCACUUGGACCCUGCUCUCUAUGACAAUCCUCUGCAAUUCAAUCCUCAGAGAUGGCAGAAAAUGGAGCCCAGUACAUAUUUCACUCCAUUUGGAGGAGGACCCCGGUUAUGUUCUGGUUUAGAACUGGCCAAACUAGAGAUGGCUGUUUUCCUGCACCAUCUUGUACUCAACUACAGAUGGGAAAUGUCAGAAGCAGACCGUGCGCUUGCUUUUCCUUUCGUAGAGUUUGAGAAGGGAUUUCCCAUCACACUAACAGCAAUCAGACAAACAAACUAAUCAUUUCCGCACAUUGCUAACACUACACUGUAUCAGAUCUGUUCUGAUCGUUUAUACCUAUUUUAUAUGAUAUGUAAUUGUUAAGCAUUCUAUUGCAUUGAUAAUUGUACCGGUGAAUAAAGAAAACAGUACCUUGCAUGCGUGGACAGUCUGACAAAAAGAAAACUAAGUGGAAUCCACAUGCAUGCAGGGAAAAAGAAAUAUCUGGAAAGUGAAUACAAGAGCAUAUCGUAAAAGCUCCAGCGAUCUUUGUCUCUUCAAAAUUUGGCGCAUUCUGUAACCAUGCAUGUGACCGAUUAGUCAUAAAAGGCAGUUUCUCUUCGUUUGGUGCAACUGGCAUUUUUGAGAUUGAGUAGAUCCAUUUUGUUGGGUAGAUCAUCUCAUUAUUGCUAAAUAGGCUAUAGUCAGAAUUGUUGUUAACCAAUCAUACCUGUAAAGAAUGAAUAAAGGUUUAUAAGGGUUUCGGUUCA
Messenger RNA from Cryptomeria japonica (Japanese cedar), 2352 nucleotides. RefSeq names its product cholesterol 22-monohydroxylase CYP90B52. The transcript has 9 exons. Gene Ontology annotation, biological process: sterol metabolic process. The record is from RefSeq and is a predicted model, not a curated record. Lineage: Eukaryota; Viridiplantae; Streptophyta; Pinopsida; Cupressales; Cupressaceae. Gene Ontology annotation, molecular function: heme binding; monooxygenase activity; iron ion binding. The coding region runs from base 431 to 1882 and encodes 483 amino acids.